CCCCCUCCCACUCUCUGUCCCGAGCAAGUCGUCGUCGCCUCCUCCCGAGCUCGCUGUUUGAUUCGCUUCGUACCACUCGCCGAUCGCUUGUGCUAUGCCGUCGGCGCCAGCCGUCGUGCCGCCGGAGUUGCCGAAGCUUUCUCCGACGUCGCAGCAGCCCCGCCGGCCGCGCUCUCCGCUCGCCAACGGCUCGGCCGCCGGCGACUUCGAACUGCGGCACUGGCGCACGCCCAAGAAGCGCGCGGCGGCGCCGCCGCCGUGGGCGCCUCCGGUAAUCGAUAUCCCCAACGGCGCCGGGAGCGACGACGACAGCAACAGCAGCGGCGGCGGCGGGCACGGGUACACCAGCCUCCGGGACAUCCUGUCGUCGCCGGAGUACGCCGCGACCACGGGCGGCUCGCCCGCGGCCUGCGGCGUCAUCGGCGGCGGCUGCGGCAGCUGUGGGGACAUACACAUGAUCCGGCACCCGCUGGUGAAGCACGCGGCGUACGCGUACCUGCAGAUGACGCCGUCCGCGAGGAAGGAUCCCGGCCGCCGCGGCCGGCGCUGGCGGGGCCCACUCUGCCGCCUCCUGCGAGGCUGCCUCAGCUUCAUCGGGGCGCUCUUCCGGCCCUGACUCCACCGGCGAGACCUUGCUUGCGGUUCUUGGUUGCAAUUUCUCUUUGGCCUUGUUCGGCUGGCUAGCUGGCUGGAUGGCUGGCUGAUUUCGCGUGAGAGGAAAAUACUGUUGGCUGGCUGGUUGGUUGGUGGGCUGAUUUUGCGUGAGAGAAAAAUAUUGUUGUCUUCCCUUGCUCUUCCGCUUCUUGUGUGAUUAGAAUUUUUCUUAGGAUUCUCUUUUUUUUUUGCGAGGAUUGUCUUAGAAUUUUUGUGCUUUCCAUUGAAGUGUAAUUUGUGUAAAUAAUUUGCUAGGAUUAGGCACAAAUGGAGAUGAGAUUAUAGCAGGGAGAGAAAUGAUUAAUCGCACACUAACAGCAUAUCAUUAGUUAGCUUGAUUCUGCCAUGAUUUUUUUUA
Molecule: messenger RNA, 1012 nt
Organism: Panicum virgatum (switchgrass)
Lineage: Eukaryota; Viridiplantae; Streptophyta; Magnoliopsida; Poales; Poaceae
Exons: 1
Coding region: 95-616 (173 amino acids)
Source: RefSeq, a predicted model, not a curated record